CACCUCUGCUAUGCGCUGAUUCCCUGCAGACCCGCCCGCUCAACUCAGUCAUCUGAAUGUGUGAAAGCUUUCAGCAUAAGGGCCGAACACUGAGGUGUCAGCGCAUCCGGACACAGGACAGCCAUGGCCCUGCUCGAUCUAGCCUUGCAAGGGUUCUCCAUCUUCGGAUUUCUAUUGUUUAUCGUCCUAUGGCUCAUGCACCUCGUGUCCAUCAUCUACGUCCGUCUGCAUCUCAACAAGAAGACCCCAGACAAGGUGCCGUACAGCAAACUGGCUGGUGUCUCGCUGCUGAAGCCCCUCAAGGGUGUGGACCCCAAUCUAAUAAACAAUCUUGAGACGUUUUUUGAGCUGGACUAUCCCAAGUAUGAAAUUCUGCUCUGUGUUCAAGACCAUGACGAUCCAGCCAUUGAUGUUUGUAAAAAGCUUCUGGGCAAAUAUCCUAAUGUUGAUGCCAGGUUAUUUAUAGGAGGUAAGAAAGUUGGCAUCAAUCCGAAAAUAAAUAACCUCAUGCCAGCUUAUGAAGGGGCAAGGUAUGAACUUGUCUGGAUCUGUGACAGUGGCAUUCGAGUGAAGCCAGACACUCUAACUGAUAUGGCUAAUCAGAUGACGGAGAAGGUGGGACUGGUUCAUGGCCUUCCUUACGUGGCAGACAGACAAGGAUUUGCCGCCACAUUGGAGCAGGUUUAUUUUGGAACGUCACAUCCUCGUUCCUACAUCUCAGCCAAUGUAACAGGAAUCAAGUGCGUCACAGGGAUGUCGUGUCUCAUGAGGAAGGACGUCCUGGACCAGGCCGGCGGGCUGAUUGCGUUUGCUCAGUACAUCGCUGAAGAUUACUUCAUGGCCAAGGCCAUCGCAGACAGAGGAUGGAAAUUUUCCAUGGCAACGCAGGUAGCCAUGCAGAAUUCUGGCUCAUACUCCAUUGCACAAUUCCAGUCUCGCAUGAUCAGAUGGGCCAAGCUGAGAAUCAACAUGCUGCCAGCCACCAUCAUUGAGCCCAUCUCAGAGUGCUUUGUGGCAAGCCUAAUCAUCGGCUGGGCCGCCCACCAUGUGUUUCGCUGGGACAUCAUGGUGUUUUUCUUGUGCCAUUGCUUGGCCUGGUUCAUUUCUGAUUACAUCCAACUCAGAGGAGUACAGGGCGGCCCUCCAUCCUUCUCUAAGCUGGACUAUGCGGUGGCCUGGUUCAUCAGAGAGUCCAUGACAAUUCAGAUUUUCUUGUCCGCUCUUUGGGACCCCACCAUCAGCUGGAGGGCGGGACGCUACCGAUUACGUUGCGGAGGUACAGCAGAGGAAAUCUUGGAUGUUUAAACGGCACCGUGUGCCAAGGACUAUGCACUGGUGUAAACAUGGAAACAGAACUGCGAGAAGAUGUGGGCGCAGAUGGACAAAUGAACUGCAACUUUUUUCAUUUUUUUUUUGUUCUGGGUUUUAUUCCAACUUCUGAUAGUUUUUAUCCUGGUACUUUAGCAAGCUUGAAUAGAUUAUUUAUGUCCUUGGUGCUUUUUUGUUUUUCCUGUGAGGUCUCUUGACAAUUUGAGAUGAGCCAAAAGUUAUGGAGUGGCGAAGAAGAGAAGACUUAUGAGAAAAGGAUGUCUGGCGACGAGGCGGCACUUCAGCUGGCAUCAGAACCCUGAUUAAAACGCAUCUAAAUUCUACUUCUUUUAUUUUUAAGGUCCUUGCAACAUGUUUAGUGGUAGUUAAGCAACUGUGUAUCACGACAUAUCCGUUGUAUCGUGUUUGAAUGAACGGUACAGUUUUUAAACAUUAUAGUGACACGAAAGUGGGGUAGAGAAUGACUGAAGCCUUUUAAAAUGGCACUAGUGCAUGAAUGGAUCAUUUGCUUAUCACAGUGUUGCUCUCAACAUACAGCACUCUUGCCAUAUUUUAUACAUUUUUGGACUUUUGAAUGCUCAAAAUGGAUCCACUCAGGUCCAUUUUAUGUUUACUGGACAGAGCAAUAUCUUCAUAUACAUAGGGAAUUGUGGCAGAGGUUCGUAUACAGUUUCUGUUGAUCUAUCCUGAAACAACGCAACGCUUGUACAUGCUUGUACAGUCUUUGCAGCCACCCUGCAGUAUUCAAACAAGAGGUAUAAAGGCCUAGUUCGAGCCUAAAUUAUCCUCAACGUGAUAUCUGCUGAUUUAAUUGCAUAUCUUAUGAAAUUUAGUGCCAUUUGAAAACUUUUUUUUAUCGUUAUAAUUUUGGCUUCUUCAAAGCCAACACCAUGGUUUUUCUUCAAGGUCUUUAUCUUCCUGUGCUUCAUUCUCUGCACUAUUUGCUCUCAACCAGAAUCAGGGUUUGCUAAAACAUUUCCUCCCGUGCCGCUGUUUGUUUGAGAAGUUGUGUCAGUAUUUUCCUGCAAAUGUUUGACUGGAUAUAAAUGCUAAGAUUUACCUUUAAAUUGUCCGAACAUUUCAUCCGAUGCCAUUUCAGUUAUCCAAUUAAACCAAAUUCUGUUAAGAAUUUGAGAAGUUCAAGUUAUAUACACUCAUUUUUUUGAGUUAUUGAGCAAAAUUAUAAAAAAAAACUGUUGGCAAACAUCAUCUGCUUUUAUGCUCUGGGACAUUUCAAAAUUUUUCAGUCGCACAGUGUGCUUUUUGGCUUUUUUCGUUCCCCAACAACGUAAACCCCCUUAUCUACACUAAGUCAAACAGUAUUCAUGAAACAAUUGACAUUCUUCUCUUCCUUUUUUCUUAUUUUUUUUCCUCCACAGUUGUAUCUUGAGGAACUGUUUGUUUCUGUAUUGUACUGCCAGCACUUUGCUGUUAAACCGCUCUUUCUGCAUUUUCCUCAUUUCUUGACUUGCCCGCCUUCAUGUGCUGCUGUGUGUUCAUGAAUCAUGGCGCUGAUCGUGAAGUACCCAUGCCAGCACUGGCAGUAUUGGUAAACAGAUAAUCUACUCAUUUACCUGGACAGUUCAACCCUUAUUGUUAUUCUAAAACCAUAAUAUGUGAUUCAGGAAAACACGCUGAUGUGAGCCGUGUGCGUGUCUUCAUAGUCCAUCAGCUGCCAUUUGAGAAGUUACAAACACUGUUUUAGCCCAAUGCCAAACCUUCCAUUGUUUGUGUUUUUGGUGUUGGUUUAUUAAAUCUAAUUUGAAUGCAUCUAAGUUUGUUCUACUGAACACUUGGGCUGACUAUUGGAAAUAUACUUAAACUUGAGUUUUGUGCAUGAGGCCACAAAAUGAAUGCCAUUUGUUCGUAACAUGGCAGCUGAAGUAUUAACAGUUGGGGAUAUAUCAGUUUGCAAUAACCAUAUACAUUAUAAACUGUAAUACUGUAUUCAGGCUGUGAAACAAAAGCAAGCUUCCAAACCCAUUUCUUUGUCCAGUUGUGGUAUAAUAAACAUUUCAUAUUUUGUUGACUGUUUCACAUGAAUUGUUCCUCAUACAAAUAAUGGGCCUCAUUCAUGAAACAUGAACAAAUUUCAUGAAAUCGUUAAAAAAAAGCAUUCUUAAAUUGUUACAUGGAAUUAAUUUGUUAAACCAUGCUUGUGUAAAUUGUUGCAUUAAAUUUAAUGGUUUGUAAAUCCAUUCUUCUGUAAAUUGGAAUUGAUUUUAAAAAUUAUUCACUUGAAGGUGACAAUUUAUAAGAAUGUUUUUUUUUUUUUUUUUUAUGAAUUAUUCAGUUUAGUGUUCCAAUUUAAGCAAGAAACUUUUUACAAACUAUUCUAUUAACCCAGUUGCUGCCAUCGAAUUGAAUAAUUUUGUAAAACAAUUCUUGCGUAAUUGGUCGCAUUAAAUUAAUUAAAAACAUUCUUGCAUAAAUUGAAUUCAGUGCUACAGUUUAAAGGUUUUAGGUAAAGUUUACUUGGUUUUAUGAUUAACUAAAAUGAAUUCUGCUCUUGAAUAAGACCCAAUGUGUUGUUGAUCUGCAACACUGGUAAAAUUGAAUGUACGUUUGCAUGAACAUGUGACUAACAUGAAUUUUUUUUAUUUUUUUUUUUUUUAUUUUUUUUUGUAACACUUGAAAUGCCACUGCAGAAACCAUAACAUUUUAUUUAGGGAAGGGGGAAAUCCGGCUUUUUCUGCAACUACCCAAGUUCUGCUCUUUACUUUCAACCAUAUCUGCUGGCUCUUAUUUUAUAUAUGUGAAAUAUUGUGUCAAAAAGUAACUUGUAAAUUCACCUCAUUUAUGAAAAGUCUACAAUGCACUGUAAAUUUCCUGUUUAGACUUUUCCUCUUUGUGUGGCUGUGAGAGAGUGUGUUUGCGGAAAUAUGCUGUUUAUGGCCUUUUUUGAUAUGUCAAUUCUGAAAGGAUUGUAUUAUCGUAAAGUUCUGUGGGGAACUGGACUUUUUUUUUUUUUUUUUUUUUCCUCCAUAAGUGUACAGUUGUAUGUUUGUCUAACAUGUUUUGUAGAAGACUGGUGACCUGUAUGGUGCCAUGUGGACAUGAGAAAAUGUCUGGCUGUUCUGCACUUGUCAACCUGAGUACCAGCAGCUGUUUACUCACAACAACAGUAAAAAAAAAAGUGUCUCAUCCUGUGGUAUGAUUGAAACAUUACUACAUUUCACUCGUGAUCAUUCUUUACUACAGCCCUGGACUCAAGGUUGAACAAAGCGACCAAGAAAAACUACUGCUACAUUUUUACCAUAUGGUCAUCGAUCAGAGUAGAAAAAAAGUCUAGUUGUGAUCCACCGCUUUCAUUUUAUGUGCUGUAAAUUGACAAAAGUGCAAAGAAAAAGCUUUUAGCUUUUUUUUUAAGAGUAUGUACAGUUUAUUUAUGAAGUUUGGUUGAUAACCAUUACAUACACUGCUUCCUGAGGCUUAAUUUAUCAAGUUGUACAUUUUUGUUUUUUCUGAGUUUUUUUUUUUUUUUUUUUUUUUCCUGGCAGUGUAAAGGUAUGGAUGGACAGACUUCAGUUUUUGAAUCUUUUAUGUUAUUUUGUAGAUGUUGUGUACUGUACUCUUGAUGCUGAAUGCAUAAUCCACAGCUGGAAACUGUGAAAUUACAGAUAAAUUAAAGCUUUAUCAAGCAAUAUAAAAA
Ctenopharyngodon idella (grass carp) is the source of this 4981-nucleotide messenger RNA. It is a transcript of the gene ugcg, whose product is annotated as UDP-glucose ceramide glucosyltransferase. Gene Ontology annotation, molecular function: ceramide glucosyltransferase activity. The coding region runs from base 124 to 1305 and encodes 393 amino acids. The transcript is spliced from 9 exons. Gene Ontology annotation, cellular component: membrane. NCBI's taxonomy places the organism in Eukaryota, Metazoa, Chordata, Actinopteri, Cypriniformes, Xenocyprididae. Gene Ontology annotation, biological process: glucosylceramide biosynthetic process. The record is from RefSeq and is a predicted model, not a curated record.